Molecule: messenger RNA, 3189 nt
Organism: Heterobasidion irregulare TC 32-1
Lineage: Eukaryota; Fungi; Basidiomycota; Agaricomycetes; Russulales; Bondarzewiaceae
Exons: 11
Coding region: 1-3189 (1062 amino acids)
Cellular component (GO): cytosol; nucleus
Molecular function (GO): protein phosphatase regulator activity; protein phosphatase binding
Source: RefSeq, a predicted model, not a curated record
AUGUUUUGGAGAUUCGGGUUCAAUAACGGGUCUUCAAUAGACAGCCUCCUCGACAAGGAAGACGUUUCCCUCGAGGCUAUCCUCGACGAAGAUGACAUCCUUCAAGAGUGCAAGGCCCAGAAUACAAGGCUCAUCGAUUAUUUCCAGCGAGUAGACGUAUUGCAGCGGUUAUUGGGAUAUGUGACAGGCGAGAUAGAGGUGGAGGAAAAAUCCAAAUACUCCUAUGUUGCUACCGAGGUCCUCUGCAGUGAGAUAUGGUCGAUCGUCGAGACGUGCAUCAACCAUUCGGAACAACUCUUGAUCCCGUUCUGGGAGACCGUCCUGGACAGAUCUCCAGAGGACAUGAGAAUGCAGAUGGUCAUGGCCUCUCACUUUGCCAAAAUCAAUGCCAUAUUUCUCAACAAAAAGCCGGUGGAGAUGCUUGAAUUCAUCCUUGCCCAACCUGCCGUAGUGGAGAGAAUACUGCAACACAUUGAAACACCCGCAUUUUCUGACCUGCUGGUCCGUAUCAUCCAAUUGGAUGAACAGCCAGUAGGUGCUGGAGUUUUAGAAUGGCUUUCAAACGAAAAUCUCAUCGCCCGGCUCAUUGACCGACUCUCGCCCUCCUAUUCUCCUGAUAUGCAUACCGUGGUCUCCGAGCUCGUGAAAGGCAUCAUAUCAAUGGCUACCCCUGGCACCGGCGCGGGCAUCGCUGACGGGCUGCAGAACAGCCUCCCAUCAAAUUUACUCGUUCGCGUGCUUGCUCGCCAGGAAAAUGUGCAGAAGCUCUUUGACUACAUUCUCCACGACUUUGGUACCGGCGCGGCUCCCGAGUCUUCAGCGGGGGCGGCAGAGAAACAGGGUUCAAAUCCUGAUGAAGGACCAUUUGUUGACGACUCUAGCGUAUCUGCAACUUCUUCCUAUCCAAACGUCGAAUCUUCCACCUCCUCUGUUGUUCAGUCCAUUUGCAUCAUCGUCGAACUCAUGCGCCAAAACAAUUCGGACUAUUUUGAGCCUUACCUCUUCUACAUAUUGCGGAAUCGGCUGAUGCACACUCAACAGACGAUGCAAGUUUACGACCGUGACGCAUUAGAGCGUAACAUGAAGGAGAUAGCGGAUCACGUCGGCGUCGUCCAUCUUCGUCCAUUGCUUGAGAUCAUCUGCGACCGAUUAGAACAGCUCAAUCACUUUUUGCGGAAUCCUCGGUCUAUCAAUGGAACCAUCUCCACCACGAUAGGUAACAUCGCGCCUCUCACCUUUGAGAGAUACCGGAUAUGCGAGCUCUACGGCGAGAUUUUCCACUGUUCUGGACUGGGACUCCUCAAUCGACCGGCCGAGUUUGACAACAUGUACAACUCAGAAGGGCUUCUCCAAGGCGGGCUUUCAGGCCUAGACGAACUCUCUCAAUUUGUCGACAUGGGACCCGGCAGCAAUCGUGACCAGGAGGCCAUGGACGAAGGCGGAGAAGAGCUAGAGCCUGCAUUGGAGCUACCGGUUCAUGGCGCAUCGCACUACGUGUCUUCUCUGUCAGAUUCAGACGACGACAUGAGCGAUGGUGAUGGACCUGGAAGCUCGGAUGAUGAUGCCAUGGAGGAGAUAGCGAUGUAUGACGAGCCGAAGCAAAUGGAGGGCAGCCCCGGGCCUCCUUCGCCAACGCAUUCGCGAUCGCCUGCAGAACAGAGCCCGAGCCCAAUAGCUGUAUCUGCAUCUCCCGGUGGCGCUUCCUCGUCUCCUACCGCAGAGCAAACCGCCGAUAGUCCUCUACGACGACGGGGAUCGACUCGAAGCAACGAUUCGGAGACGUCGACGACGGGCCGACGUUCAGCAGGCUCGAGACGAAGUUCCAGAAGAAUCACCAUCCAAGAUCUCCCUCAGCCCGAUCUCCCUCUACCCAUUGGCGAACGGCUUAAGCAAAAAUACUUGGAAGUAGGCGUGCUGUCAACACUGAUGGAUCUGUUUUUUGAGUACCCUUGGAAUAAUUUUUUGCACAACGUCGUCUACGACCUGUUCCAUCAGAUUCUGACCGGUCAUACUGACAGCACCAACCGUGCACUUAUCCUGUCACUGUUCCGCGAUGCAAAGCUGAUGUGGCGAAUUGUCGAAGGGCAACGAAGGAACGACACCGAAAGCGCCAAGCCCAAGGGCGUGCGUCUGGGAUACAUGGGCUAUUUGACGUUGAUGGCCGAUGACGUCCUCAUGGCGCUGGAGACCUUUCCGCCAGACCUUCGCCUCGCCGUCGCGGAGACUGCGCCCCAGCCCGACUGGGACGAAUACGUCACUGGCCGGUACAACGAGACGAAGAAGAAAGACACCAGCGUCCUCGGGGGAGGAAAACCCAGCAUCGUGGCGAGCGCGGCGCGUCCUGGGGCCACGCAAUGGAGGGUGGACGAGCAAGACAUCAGUCCUUCGGCACCGAGCGCCAGCAGCGCAUCCGGCUCCGGUGCGGGCAGCAGUGGCUCGAAUCAUUCGGGGGUGCAAGGCGAGUUCCGCAGGGCUACAAGUGCACGACCUACCAAAGGGAAUAGCGCGGACUUCCGCGCGGCAUUCGCGGACGAUGAUGACGACGACGACGACGACGAUUUCACUCCAAGCGGCCACCCACAUUUCGCGCGGUACCUCGCGCAGGAGAUGCAUUCUCCGGACGAGUUCGGGUCGUCCUCGUCGCCAGAUCAUUCAGACGACGAAGACAGCGGCUGGCUCGCGCAGUCGCAUUUCGACCUCGAUAGGCAGCCGCCCGUGUCCACCCGUCCUCGACAGCCCCAGCGCAGGCCGCUGAGCGCCAACGGGUUCGAGGACUCGUUUGCGCCUAGGGACGUGUCGAUGAGCCCCUUUGGCGACCCAUUCAGCACGGAGGACGAUGAUGACGAAGGCUUCGGCCCGUUCUCCGACUCGGCGGCGGCGAGCGGCUCGGACCCGUUCACGUUCUCGUCGCGCCUGACGGAGGACGCGCACGACGCGUCGUUCGACAGCUUCGGCGACUUUGGCGAGUUCCACACCGCGGACGCGGACGCGGAUACCGAUGCGGAUGCGGACGCGGACGCGGACGUGGAUGGGGAGACGACGCCGACGGCGGGCAGCUGGACGUUCGCGAGCGGGUCGAGCGUGGGGUCGGACGUCGGCUCGGAGGCGGAGGACGUGGGAAAGGCGGAGCAGCCGCCGCGGGAGGACGGUGGGGACACGGGGCGAGGUGGGCCAACGACGGGCGCGUGA